Messenger RNA from Prosopis cineraria, 1108 nucleotides. Its product is annotated as NDR1/HIN1-like protein 13. Gene Ontology annotation, cellular component: plasma membrane. The record is from RefSeq and is a predicted model, not a curated record. NCBI's taxonomy places the organism in Eukaryota, Viridiplantae, Streptophyta, Magnoliopsida, Fabales, Fabaceae. Bases 113 to 940 code for a protein of 275 amino acids. The transcript has a single exon.
UUAACACUCCUUCAUUUGAUCAGAUCUCUCAUUCAUUCACUGACUCUCUCCUCUCUCUCAGACUUCUGAUUCUUUGAAGCUCUCUCAUCCGCACUCGUCCCUGACUCACUCAAUGGCUGACCGAGUUCACCCUCGCGAUUCGCCUCCCGUUUCCGGCGAAUCCCAACCAACAUCGUCUCAGGAGCACGGCGUCCCCCGAAAACCUACCCCACCAGCGCCGGCGAAGCCUGUCCCGCCUCCGCAGACUGGCACCUACGUCAUCCAGAUCCCCAAGGACCAAGUCUACCGCGUUCCUCCGCCGGAGAAUGCUCCCCGCCAGAGCCAGUACGGUCGUCGGAAGAGCCGCCGUAGUUCUUGCUGCUGCUGCCUCUGCUGGCUGAUCGGUCUCAUCUUCAUCCUCAUCGUCCUCCUCGGUAUUGCCGCUGGUGUUAUGUACCUCGUUUUCCGACCGAAGGCGCCGGACUAUACAAUCAACAGCAUUUCCGUCAAAGGAGUUAACCUCACAUCGGUAGCGGCCGCGUCGUCGGCGAUAUCGCCGGAGUUCGACGUCGCCGUUCGCGCCGAUAACCCUAACAAGAAGAUCGGGAUUUACUACGAGAAGGAUAGCUCUGUGGAAGUUUACUACAAGAAGGUGAUGCUAUGUAACGGCGCGCUGCCGGCGUUUUACCAGCCGUCAAAUAAUGUCACGGUGUUUCAAACGGUGUUAAAGGGGUCUGACAUUGAGCUUACGACAACGGAUGCGACGGCUUUAGUGAAUGCGCAGAGCAAACGGAGCGUGCCGAUAACGCUGAAACUGAGGGCGCCAGUGAAGAUCAAGGUUGGUUCCGUUAAGACGUGGAAGAUUACCGUGAAAGUUGACUGCGAUGUAACGGUGGACAAUCUAACGGCGCAGGCUAAGGUGGUUUCAAAGGAUUGUGAUUACGGUGUGGAUCUAUGGUGAUGAGAGUGGAGAUGUUUGGGUAUAGGGUUAGGAUAAACUCGUUUUGGGGACAUACUUGUUUGGCAUUAUAUUUGUUGCUUCAGAUGUUAUAAUAUUAUUUGCACAGAGAAAGAUCUUAUAGAUAUAUUUGGGAUAGAAUAAUACAUUUCAUGUUGAUGGUUCUCUACA